Messenger RNA from Mustela lutreola (European mink), 3812 nucleotides. It is a transcript of the gene ANP32E, whose product is annotated as acidic nuclear phosphoprotein 32 family member E. The coding region runs from base 676 to 1329 and encodes 217 amino acids. Gene Ontology annotation, cellular component: nucleus. The record is from RefSeq and is a predicted model, not a curated record. The transcript is spliced from 8 exons. Gene Ontology annotation, biological process: regulation of apoptotic process. NCBI's taxonomy places the organism in Eukaryota, Metazoa, Chordata, Mammalia, Carnivora, Mustelidae. Gene Ontology annotation, molecular function: histone binding; phosphatase inhibitor activity.
GGAACUGCGGUGUGUGUGUGUGUGUGUGUGUGUGUGUGUGUGCGCAUGUGUGUGGGGGGGUGCGCGCGCGCGCGUGUGUGUGCGUGCUUGUGUGUGUAUGCGUGCGUGUGAGUGCGCGCGAGUGUGUGGACAAGGAGGUGGGGGCAGCCGAGUUAGAGUCCCAACUCCUUGGACUCCAUUUGCUAUUCUCUUCUUUCUCCCCCACACCUAUCUGGAGGUGGUGGGCGUUUAUAUUUGCUUUUCUUUUCAUUCAUUUCCAGAUCUUUUAAAAUUUAAGGGUUGGGGUAGUGCGAAAGGCAGGAAAAGGUAAGGGAAGGGAGUAGUAGCAGAAGAGCAGGAGGAGGACAUGGAGAUGAAGAAGAGGAUUAACCUGGAGUUAAGGAACAGAGCCCCGGAGGAGACAGACUUGUAAGAUGGAUUGUAUUCUAGAAUCCAAAUUAGCAAACGGAGUCCCAGAGCAGUGAAGUUCUUUACUCAAGUGGAAGAACUGGUUUUCUGACACCAAAUCUGCUGGCCCUCUCUCCUCCAUUCACCUGGACUAGGAAUCAGAAAAUUUAGAGUGGAAGCACAGCUCUGUCAUACUAAGUGACAGAGUUAGUCCUUGAUAAUUGCCUUUGUGUCAAUGGGGAAAUUGAAGGUCUGAAUGAUACUUUUAAAAAACUAGAGUUUCUGAGUAUGGCUAAUGUGGAACUAAGUUCACUGGCCCGGUUGCCCAGCUUAAAUAAACUUCGAAAGUUGGAACUUAGUGACAAUAUAAUUUCUGGAGGUUUGGAAGUCCUGGCAGAGAAAUGUCCUAAUCUUACCUACCUCAAUCUGAGUGGAAACAAAAUCAAAGAUCUCAGUACAGUAGAAGCUUUGCAAAAUCUUAAAAAUUUGAAAAGUCUCGACUUGUUUAACUGUGAGAUCACAAAUCUGGAAGAUUACAGAGAAAGUAUUUUUGAGCUGCUGCAGCAAAUCACCUACUUAGAUGGAUUUGAUCAGGAGGAUAAUGAAGCUCCAGACUCAGAAGAGGAGGAUGAAGAUGGAGAUGAAGAUGAUGAAGAGGAAGAGGAAGAUGAAGCUGGUCCACCUGAAGAAUAUGAAGAAGAGGAGGAGGCGGAGGCAGAGGAAGAGGAAGAGGAUGAAGAUGAAGCAGGCUCAGAGCUGGGAGAGGGAGAAGAGGAAGUGGGCCUCUCAUACUUAAUGAAAGAAGAAAUCCAGGAUGAAGAAGAUGAUGAUGACUAUGUUGAAGAAGGAGAAGAAGAAGAAGAAGAAGAGGAAGAAGAAGGUCUUCGAGGGGAAAAAAGGAAACGAGAUGCUGAAGAUGAUGGAGAUGAAGAAGAUGACUAGAUCAUUCUAAGACCAGUUUCCCUAUUGUUCCUGGGUGUGCAAUAGAGUGAUCCCAUCUUCUUUGUUUCUUCAUGUACCAUAGCGAUCCCUACGGAAGAUAACCUGUAACUUUUUAUAGGAAAAGUGUGGUUUUACUAUUUUUGCCUUAUCAUUCCAAAUAAGAUUUACUAGUUUGUUAAUGAUCAUAUCAUAUGUAGAGAAAAAAUUUUCAUUGUCCCCAUUGUGAAAUUUAUUUAGAAUCUUCAUUUUUCUCAUUCAGGCUCACUGUAUUAGUUAUUUUUAGUCCAUAAUUAAAACAUGAUCACUUUUACACAGGCGUAGUUUGGUGCAUUUCAUUCAUAAGGUUAUAAAAUUAUUUAUAAGUUAACUGAAAUCACAGCCAGCUAGAAUAUGAAAUGAAAAUAGUCUCUUGGCUGAUAAGUUGGUUAUAUUUUUAGAGGUGGCCCAGAGAUCUUUAGUUUGAAGGCAAUGACUUGUUUUUAUUUUUUUUGGGUAUGGGUAUUUGGGUGCUUUUUUGGUCACAUGAGUAACCUAGAAAGUAGGAGCAAAAUAGCAAAGGUUCUGUUCAACAAUAUAGUUCAAGGCUUUUGUGGAGGCUUCUGAAACCUUUUAAGCCAGGUGACUAAUAAGAUUUUAUUUUUGAAGGAAAAAUGCUUGUACUAAGUUCAGAGACAUGCAGGUGAGCCCUUUGUUUUUCUCACUGAAAAUCACGACAUGCCAGUGGUUGUUAAUUUCGUUUUUUUUUUUUAAAGAUUUUAUUUAUUUGACAGAGAGAGAGAAAUCACAAGUAGGCAGAGAGGCAGGCAGAGAGAGAGGAGGAAGCAGGCUCCCUGCAGAGCAGAGAGCCCGACGUGGGGCUCAAUCCCAGGACCCUGGGAUCAUGACCUGAGCUGAAGGCAGAGGCUUUAACCCACUGAGCCACCCAGGCGCCCCUCGUUUUGUUUUUAAGUGUGCAUUCUUUUUCUUCCUCCCAGCAAUUCCUUUAUGAUCACUUUCAUUUCUUGUUUCACUCCCCUCCCUCUAUCUCCAAAACAAGUUGGGGAACUUAUGGCUCUCCGGGAAGACCUUUAUUUAGUCUUUUAUACCUCAGCAACCUUUUCAGAUGGUCUCAUUAAACAAGUUAAAUGAAAGAAAUUGAGUAUUUUCUGAGCUAUGAAUACUAUUAUCAAUACAGUUUUAUGCAACAGAUUCUGGUUAUUGUAACUCUCUUGGUUGACAAGAUGUACAGACUGUAUUAAGAGGGCGAAGAAAGAAAAGCAGAGCAAGCUUUCAUAAGUAGCAUUGCUGUUCCACAAAAGUUAGAACAAUUGCCUGUUGAUAAUUAGUGAGACAUUCAGGUCAAAUUUGGGGGGAGGUUAGCUUCCCAAAUGGUUUAGAUACUACACUUGUAAAGUAUUUCUAAUUUUUCGGAGUAGAACCUUUAAUUAUUCUUCCUACAGUUUUAAGGUAUUACCAGAUGUAACUUUUAAUUGGAAUACACUGGACAGUUGGAAAAAUAUUUGAAACUAAAUGCUAAAAUUAAGAUUUGUUUUCAAGUGGAAACCCACUAAAAGUAGAAAACUAUUUAGGCUGGGUGUGUUUCUUUUUACAGUUACUAAAUAUGAUAAUAUAAGUAGACAAGUACAUUCCCCUUUUUGUUGCAGAGGCUCCGUGUUCAAGGCAAUUGCUUUUCAAAUCUUGGCUUAAUUUUUUUCCGCUGUUUUGAAUAUCUGAGUUUUUUAAAGUUAGUAUCAGCAAAUUAAUUGAAGUUAUUCUUCUAUACUGGGACACAUUUAAAUUACGGAGUGAAGAGAUUCUUUUUUAGUUUCAGAUAUAUGACUUGGGGUUUUAAAGUAAAAAUUACAAAGUUAUUUGUGGGUAAACUAAGAAAGUUGUACAAGUGACUGAAAUAAAACUCAUGGAAUAAGUUUAGUGGGGGGACUGGUAUCUCCAAAAGGCUAUAACAUUUUACUCCUUUUUUAACACUUAAAAAGCACUGUUUUAGUCCCUAAGAAUUCUCAUUGCAUUGUAUAUGCCAGACUAUAAAAUACUUAUUUUUAGAAUGAAAUCUAUAUAAUGACUUUCUUACCAAUCAUCUUAUUGUGCAAUCAAAAUUAGAGUUCUUUGGUUUGAAAACAGCAUUUAGAGCCUCCAGAUAACUUUUUAAGACUUACUUAGCUUUGUGGGUGGUAUUUUCAUGCAAAUAAGUAAGGGUGGGUUUUAUAUUUUGUAGAAGUUUUUGGUCCUAUUUUAAUGCUCUUUGUAUGACAGUAUGUAUAUAGUGUGUUAAAUUUCCUCAAAACUCUCCUUUAAAAACUUUGAAGUUAAUACUUUUGUGCAACUGUGUUUUGAAUAAAGCCAUGACAGUGUUAAAAAAAAUGCAGCACUCCUGAUUAUUCUUUUAUUGUUUCUGACCGUUCCCUGGUUUUAUUUUUUUCUGUGACUGCUGUAACUUAAAGUUUUGAAAUUGAAUUGCUUCAAAUAAAUGGAAGAUUUGUUGUUAA